CUCACCUGUGCGUCCAUGAUUAGUAUCCAGGUGUGGAGUGUAGCUUGUUGUUCGUGUCUGUGUUUGAAGAAACUGUGCAAUGGCCUCUCAAAUAGCAAAGGUAUUGUUGUCAUUGGAUGCUGAAGCAGUUGGCUCACUCAAAGAAGGAGUGAAUUUCAAGAAAAGCCCAGAGGAUGGCAAGUGUUACAUCAUAUUUAAGAGCAACAAUGACUUUAAAGCAUGCAAGAACCAGUGCAAGCAUCAAGGGGGGCUGUUCAUCAAAGACAUUGAAGAUCUGGAUGGCAUGACUGUUAAAUGUACCAAACACAACUGGAAAUUAAAUGUGUCAACAAUGAAAUAUGUGAACCCACCUGACAGCUUCUUGCAGGAUGAGCUUGAGGUAUCAAUGUUGGAUGAUGGGGGGCUUCAGUUGGUGGAACUGAGCCCUGUUGAUCCCUGGAUGGCUGAUCCUCGAGAACCUCUGGAGCUCCAGAAGGGAGAAGUGAAAGUGACAUACUUCACCCACGCCUGCAUGGAGCUACAGCUUGGCAAGAGAAGGUUCAUGUUUGACCCCUGGUUGAAGGGUCCUGCAUUUGCCAGGGGCUGGUGGCUUCUCCAUGAGCCUCCAGCAGACGCCCUGGACAGGCUUUGUGGUGCAGAUCUCAUCUACAUCAGCCAUAUGCACUCAGACCACCUCAGUUAUCCCACACUGAAAGUGUUGGCAGAAAGAAGGCCGGAUGUCCCGAUAUAUGUCGGUGACACAUCCAGACCAGUGUUUUGGUAUUUAAAGGAAAGCCAAGUUAAGCUGACCAAUAUUAAAGUCCUUCCCUUUGGUGUUUGGCAAAAUAUUGAUGAUCACCUGAGAUUUAUGAUCCUGAUGGAUGGUGUACAUCCUGAAAUGGACACCUGCAUCAUUGUUGACUACAAAGGUCAUAUGAUCCUCAACACUGUGGACUGCACCAGACCAAAUGGAGGCAGGCUACCACAAAAUGUGGACGUGAUGAUGACUGACUUUGCUGGAGGAGCUUCUGGAUUCCCCAUGACCUUCUAUGGAGGGAAAUACAGCGGUGAGCCCGAGUUAGAUUCUUGGAAGGCAGAGUUUAUCAAGAAUGAAAGGAAGAAGCUGCUGAAUUACAAAGCUACACUGGUGAAAUCCCUGCAGCCGAGGAUCUACUGCCCAUUCGCUGGAUACUUUGUGGAGGCUCAUCCAUCAGACAGAUACAUAAAGGAUACAAAUACCAAAAACAGUGCAGAGGACCUCAAUGCACUUAUUAAUAAGCUUGCACCGGCAAUCAAAACUUGGACACCGCAGCCAGGUGCUGUGCUGGACCUCGGCCUCGCUCUGAGAGACCCCACCGACAGGGAGGCCAUCACCAAUCCCCCAGCCAGUACAAAGAUCUACAAGGACAGCUGGGAAUUCGACUUGUAUGUGAAUGAGCUGAAGAGCGCCAUCAAGUCUGACAUAUUUAAACAUCAAGCCUGGAUCCAGUUUUAUUACACAUGGGCUGGCUUUCAAAACUACAAUCUGGUUGUGCGGGUCAUUGAAACAGAUGACAAGUUUGAAUGCAUCACUGACGGUUAUGACUAUCUGGUGGACUUUCUGGAUCUAUCAUUCCCCACAAAGAGACCCAACAGAGAGCACGCCUACUUGGAGAUUAAAAACCGGAUUGGAGUGAUGAGGUACGUGGUGCUUCAUGGCUGUCUAUGGGAUGACCUGUACAUCGGCUUUCAGAACCGCAUCAGCCGAGACCCAGACAUCUACCACCACAAGUUCUGGAAACACUUCCAAGCAGAGCUGCCGCUUUGCAAGCCCGACUGGGAACAGUUCCAAAAGCAGGUCGUCCCCAUCAGUGAGACCGGGAUGGGAAAUAACUGUGCCUUGUCAUGAAUUUGCAUUCUGGAUUUGUGAAGAUCAAGUUACUGUUUUCUGAUUUAUAUUGUGAAAACAUAACUUCUGUAUUUUUAUCUGAAUGUUUAGUUUUAUCAGUCUAGUUCAGUUUUAAACCCUUGUUUGACUAUUUCAUCUAUUUCAAAGGCACCAGGUGAGACUCAAGACCUUCUUGCUGUAAGCACCACACCACCUUCUGCUGUGCCUCUUUUGUGGUGGAAGAUUUCUUUUCUGAUGUACUGAUCACUUUAGUAAUAGUAAUAUCACUUUCUUACUAGCUGUAUGCAUGAAUGUUAUUACAAGUGGGCCUCAUGUUUAUGGCACCUUCACAGAGGGCCCUUCUGCUCGUCUGUGGAAGAGGGGAGGCAACGGUUAAGUAAAGAAUAUAGUCGUAGAUCUCUCUCUUUGAAGGUAUAGGCCUGUGAGGUGGGGUAAUAUGUAAGAGUUGUGGAAUGUCUUUGUCUGUGUGUGUGUAUAUAAGAUGUGAGGGCGGCAGCCAUCGUCAGAGAUCACCCUGGUGUUUGAACUCAAAACAAUGCAAUAAAUAAAUGUAGAUACGACCCA
This is a messenger RNA of Oreochromis aureus, 2431 nucleotides long. RefSeq names its product cytidine monophosphate-N-acetylneuraminic acid hydroxylase-like. Gene Ontology annotation, molecular function: 2 iron, 2 sulfur cluster binding. The record is from RefSeq and is a predicted model, not a curated record. The coding region runs from base 80 to 1867 and encodes 595 amino acids. The transcript is spliced from 15 exons. NCBI's taxonomy places the organism in Eukaryota, Metazoa, Chordata, Actinopteri, Cichliformes, Cichlidae.